AGAGACAGUUUGAAAAGGAGAGGCAGAGACAGUUAGACUUAGAGAGACAGAAAGAGUUUGAAAAGGAGAGGCAGAGACAGUUAGACUUAGAGAGACAGAAGAAGUUGGAGAGAAUUAAGGAGAUGGACAGAAAGCAAAUGUUUGAGUUUGAAAAACAGAAGCAGAAUGAGAGAGAGAGGCAACAGCUUCUGGAGCUUGAAACGCAGAGACUAAGAGAGAAAAUGGAGAGAGAGGAGCAGGAGAAGAUGAGACAGCAAGCCAUACAACAGGAGGAAGACAGACAGAGAGAGUUGGAAAGGGAAAGAGUGCAAGAGUUGGAGAGAGAGAGUCAACGCGAUCUGGAAAGACAAAAACAGAGAGAGUUGGAGAGAGAGAGGCAACGCGAUCUGGAAAGACAAAAACAGAGAGAGUUGGAGAGGCAGAGACAGAAACAGUUGGACUUUGAGAGACAGGAAUUGGAAAACCAGAGGGAUAGAAAAAGGGAGUUAGAGACAGAGAGACAGAGGGUAGAAGAACUGGAGAGAAUAAAGGAGAUGGAGAGAAAACAACUGUUUGAGUUUGAAAAACAGAAGCAGAAUGAGAGAGAGAGACAACUGCUUCAUGAGCUUGGAAAGCAGAGACUAAGGGAAAAGAUGGAGAGAGAGGAGCAGGAGAAGAUGAGACAGGUAGCCAUACAAGAGGAGGCAGAGAGACAGAGAACCAUGGAGAGGCAGAGGAGAGAGAACCAGGAGAGGGGGGUGCUGGACUCUUUACCUCUCAGACCUAAAAUGCUGGAUCUAGACUCUGGGUGCUGGUCUUUGGGUGACCUGCACUCCAGAGGCAGUCCCCACUCCCCUAGUGUCCGAUGGAAGCAGCCCUCUCCCUGGGCAGAUGACCACUACAGACCUGGUAUCCUGGACAUUGACUCAUUCAGGUCCCAGACCGAGACACAACCCUCGCCCACUAGAGAGGUGUUCCCUGUUACUGGCAUCCAGGGCUCAGACCCAGGUAAUGGGGUGAGAUCCCACCCCCACUCUCCAGAAAGGGAAGGUGGCUAUAGGAUGGCUCCCGAGGGCGCAGUGGGGCGACCCAGUACUGUGUGGGCCCCCUCUCAGCAGGAGCUGUGGGAGCAGAGGCUAAGCAUCGACGAGGAAUCAGUGGAUAGGCCCAUGGCUGGACCAGAGCCACCCAGGAAGCCUGCCAAUAAACCCAGCCUGGAGCAGCUCCUCCACGGGCUGGAGGACAGGGCCACGGCCCCCAUCCUGGUCCCAGAGAGACGCUGUUCUGGUAUGCCCAGUGAACCAUCCUUCCCCAGGAGAGAGCCCCACAGCCCUGGGUCCCCCAUGGAGCAGACCUGGUUCCCCCAGGACUCAGAGCCCCAGGGGCACAGGGUAGAGGCCAGAGGACAGAGGAGAUCUCAGGGCUCCCAGGAGCUGAACCGGAUGAGGUCUCGCAGCGUGUCCCGUAGAUCAGCCCCGUCUGACAGUGCUGUGGAGGGGAGCCUUUCCAGGAUGAGGAGCAGGAGUACACAUAGAGAGAGAGGUGGACAGAGUUGGGAGCAGUUGAAGCAGAAUGUGGACGGUGAGGAGGGGAGGGACAUGGACACACUGGUCCAUGAGCCGGACAGUCAGUACGGGACCUGGGAGACAGGACUGCACACUGAUGAUAGCCUGACUCCUGCCACGCCCACCUCAGACAGCCAACCCAGUCAGUCCCCUAGGAAACCCACUCCACUUUACACGCCAGGGGAACAUGUCCACACCCCGCCCAGUGACCUCGACACUCCAGACGGCUUCUCUGCCCAGCCCGAGAUACAACCACUCCCCUUCCCUGAGGCCUCCACCAGCCUACUGGACUCCAGUGCUCUGCGCUCCAGGGUGCAGUUGAGUAAGAUGCGGGGGCCACGUUCACGCCCCUCCAGGGUCUCUCGUCAGACUGCUGCUCUGUCUGUACACCCAGAGGGACAGGCCACGCCUACUGAGGACUGGCGCUCUCGAGACUCCACAGAGGACAAAGUGGAGUCUUCCAAGAAGGACUCAGACUCUGAGGAGCAGGCGAGAGGAGCAGACCCCCACUCUGCUGCUGCCUCCUCCCAGCCCCAGAGAGUCGCCCUCUUCCCUGGGAUGGACCCGUCUGCCCUCAUGGCCCAGCUCAAGAAGAGAAGUGACUCUGACAAUCAGACAGGGGGACCCUCCACUUCUCCCUCCCAGUUAUCCCGUUCUCCUAAAUCCCCCUUCCUUCCCCGGGCGUCCCGUGUGCUGCCCCCCUCCGGAGGGAAAGAAAAUGGUGAAGAGGCCUCACCACAGUGGCUGAGAGAGCUGAAGUCCAAGAAGCGCUUGAGUCAGUAUGAAAAUGACAGCUAAGUGUGAAUGAUCAAGUGAGCUCUCUACUCACAAAUGUUCCUCAUUUAUGAGUCAUUCUUUAUCAUAGGGUGUUGGAUGCCAUAAACCUGCCAUUUUACCACAUGUUCAUAAUUAGACAAUAUUCUAGUGUCUGUUUUGCUAAUACGUAACCCUAAAAUGCUGAUGGUUUGUAUCGUCCCUCUGUAGGUUGCCUUAACUGAAGAAUCUGGUGGAGAAUCGGACAGUAGCCUUAACCUUGGACCCUGAGAAAAUGGGAAUUCUGCUGCUGACAUUGUAAUUGGUCAUCUGUUUGUUUAUUUUCUCUGUUAUCUUCCUGCCCGGCUCAAAUCCAUGUGCAUAUGGUGCCUUCUUACAGACAACCUCUGUCUUAUGGAUGAAACGAGCAAGGGGCUGCUCUGCUCAGAGCGUCCAGUUCACUGCUAGCACCUCCUGUGUCAGGGGGGUCUUUGCAUAAAGCCACUUUACCCUCUCACAUGACAGGGGAGACUACGGAAGGGGGGGGAUCCCAUUCUCUCCUGUCAGGUUGUUGUAUUUCAUUAAUGGUUAACUUGUGGGACCACAUGCCUCUUAACCUGGAAGUGCUUCAAUAAGCUGGAGGACAGUAUAGCACCUCCACAAGACAUAUUUUUAUUUUGUUUUCUCUUUUUAAAUAUAAUUUUCAGGUUAGUCUAUGCGUUAACUGUAUCUGUCAGUGGAGGAGCGUUGGAAAAUAUUUCUGAUUUUAUUUUUUGUCAUGGAUCAUAGAGAACAAAACACUGCUGAACUAAUGGGCAGCCAGGGUGUAUUAUGUGUUACUAAUAAAUAUGGUAUCUGUAAUCAUGAAAUGUUAUAUUUGUAUUGUUGCUAAUUUGAAAGCUGAAUCAUAACAUGUCAGAGUGCUGGGUUUGUAUGGAGAGCAUUUAAAGCAUCACUAUAGCAGAGGCCCCCAACCCCAUUCCUCUGAGCCACUCAGUGACUGAUGUCAUGAACUAACUGAGAAUCUGUUGUGUUGACAUCAUGCAGUCCCUUUAAACUUAUGGCUAAAGAGGAAUGCUUUGUGUUCGCUGUUUUUUCAAUCAUGUCUGAAUCUGUUUCUACUGGUGGAAAAGGGGAGGGGAAGGGUUAAUCACAAUGGAAAUCUACCUCCAUCUCAAUUACACGCACACACACGCACGCUUGAACACUAAUCAGCCUGUUCUUCCUCCCUUCACCUCCACUUACCUCUUCAGUGAAAGAUCAAAUGAUUGUGUGUGUAAUACUGAUGGAUGAGUGAGUAAGGAUUGCAAGGAAAAUGUACAUGUUACCAAUGAGCCAUACAUUCAAUGUGCACUUCCUGGUUUCUGUUUUACUAGCAUGUCUGCAACACAUCUCCCAUUUAGCGACCUCACGUGCAUUGUCCCAUCAUUGUUUGGAAAAGCAUGUGCAUGCACAGUCUCUGGUCCUUUUCAUCAUGCUUUACUCAGACACUUAACUGAAUGGCCACACCAAGUAGCAGUGGUACAAUCACAGUCUGGAUAUCAUGGCUUCAUCCACAACUGUAAUGGUCCCAUUGUGCACAUGGUCGGUGCAGUGGUGUGGAUGUAUAGUGGAAUGGUAGGAGUACGGCUUCCACUACCCCAGUGGGCAAUGCAAGUGAAGUAUAUUGUUUUGAGAUGAGGGUGGUAAUUUACCCUUUUCUUCUGCACGUGACUUGGACUAUUUGCACCAGUUGUUUUAGGGCUUGUUUGAGCUGACUUAAGCCAUUCCCCUGACCAUGUUAGCCGUGCUCCACUGUCCCACUACUUCCACUACAGCACUGACCGCAUUCCACAUUUUCAUAGGCAGACGUUGGAACGCUAAUGCAAGUGAAUGUUUUGAGGGAAUUUUUAGAGUUGUCCCUUUGGUGUCUGUCCAUGGCGUUUGACUUUGUCAUUAUUUUUUCUCUUUCUCGUUUUAUUUGAAAGUAAAAUGUAUAUUGCACUGUUGUAAAGCCGUUGUUCAAAAGUGUAAAUUCUCAAUAAAAUGUACUGCGUUAAGCUUC
Molecule: messenger RNA, 4341 nt
Organism: Oncorhynchus nerka (sockeye salmon)
Lineage: Eukaryota; Metazoa; Chordata; Actinopteri; Salmoniformes; Salmonidae
Exons: 9
Coding region: 123-2342 (739 amino acids)
Source: RefSeq, a predicted model, not a curated record